ACCUCUGGCUUGUGAGCCAUAACUGUCGCUUUUGAUGGUUGCAUAUUACUCACAGAGCCCUCAUAACAACAUACUGUACAUGUGAUUUCUGUCGUGCAGGCAACACAAAUGAGGCAGAGACAGUUUGUCCUAGUGGGGUAUCCGUAGUUUGGUGUGGCAGUCGAUGUUUUGGGUUGAACACUGAUCGGGUCGGAACAGCUAAUUAUGGAAACGCUUUUGACAAAGGUCGCUCAAAGAAAAAAUGAGCAGGACCAAAGUUUUUAACAAGAAUGGACAGCCUUUUUGGAGAGAGAGGGUUCUGCUUUGUGUCUAAAUCCAUAGAUGGGGAGUAUGCCAAAGCAUUCGUACUUGAUGUUCCCAAUAAAAAUUUUGACAACUUCGCAUGAAGACAAGAUAAUCAAAUGAAUAGAAGACAUGCCUUUGUCGGCAAGAACUGUUCACCAUCGUAUCAUCAUGAUGGCAAAUCAAAUUCAAUUACGGUCACGAUUAGAGGACGGAAGUCGCAACGCCUGCAUAAAGCUUAAUCUAACGACAUAUGAAACAGACUCCGGAGCCAUCAGCAAAACCAUGCAGCACCACAAGACGCAUUAAUGUGAUUGUCAUCUGUCAAGAAUCCAAACCAAACCUGUGGAGCUAUUUGAAGGACGUGGAAGCAGAUCACAUGGAUUGUACCAUUCAGAGAUCCACCACAGAGGGUGUCCACAUUAACUGGCCAGCCCAAAAGUCACAAGAGUACAACUCUUGGUUCAGCAUUACCCUGACACACACGAAAGGUCUCUUCACUGUCUCUGGAAUCCUCAGACACCCAUGUGAGCCUCCACCUUCCGGAUGGCAGGAUGCCCGUAAUUGGCCUGCCGUUGAGAAUGGAAAGACCCUCAUUACCUCAGUUGCUGUGGUCAUGAAAACACAAACUCCAAUGAUGACAUCAGGACUGGGGUUCCAAAAAAAGCUCCACUGCCAGUUUGCUGUUGAUCACAAGAGACCAAACGUGAGCGUGCUGUGGUACCAGCAGUACCACGGAGAACGAAGCAAUCUCUUCAGUCAUGCCAGCCACUCUGGGCAAAGUGAGGGAAGGGGAGUUGAUCUGAGGAAGUUAGCAGGUGGUGACCUAUCUUACAACCUCCCCUUCACUGAUGUCAAACAUGAAGGGACGUAUGUGUGCUCUGUGUCAGUGUUUCCAUUGUCUUCCAGCCUUGAUAUAAGGCUCCAAAUUCAAGAGUCCCCCCAGGUGUCCCUCAAUGUUGCUCACACUCUUACAUUGCAAGAAGGUGAGAACAAGAAGGUGGUUUGUGAGGCAGAAAACUACUACCCUCUGGAUGUGCACAUAGAGUGGUAUGAGGAGGACCCGGCAACUUCUGGUCAGAGAGUUGGCUCUCCUCUCCCGAAGGCGCUCAACAAUAUCUUGCUCUCCAGUCACAAAAACAACAUGGACAAGACCUUCUCGCUAUCAGGUUUCUUCUACCUCCAGGCUUCGCUCAGACAAUCGGGGCACCGAUUUAUGUGCACAGUCUCCCAUCAGUCUCUGCGAAUGCCCAUCAAAAAGAGUUUCAUUCUGAUAGUUGAAGAACCCACCAGCUGGUUCACACUCACUGCUUGUAGCAUUUUGGUCAUACUGCUGCUGUCUGUCCUGUAUUUUAUGCUAAGAUACCUCCACCAAGUUAGAAAGUAUUCAUUGCAGAAAAAGCCUUACUGAUUGUACCUCCUGGACAGAGAAGACCACCGAGAACCAUGCAAAUAUUUUCCCCCUGAUUUUACAAUUGUAUUUUUUUUUUAAAUUGUCACAGAGGGAGAUCAUAGUGACAAAAAAAAGGAAAUGCAAAACACACUUGUGAAGUUAACCAAGUACUAAGGCCAAGCCCGCUUAGCUUCCGAGAUCUGACGAGAUCAGGUGUUCACAGGGUAGCAUAGCCUGACAUCUUGCAUGAUGUCACAAAAUGAGAUGCUUCAAGUUUUGAUACUUUUGAGGGCUUACUUUUCUGAACUAAACAAUCUUCAGGGCCAUUUUACUUUGAAGGGUACUGUACAAUUUAAUUGCAUUUAGCUUUUUUUGUCAUCUGUUGCACAGAAAUGAUUUUUUAAGUUUCCUAUUCUUAAAGGUUUAUUGUUUUUUUUUUUGUUUGUUUUUUUUUUACAGUCAAUGGGCGUAAAACUCAGGAGAAAUGUAAGGGAUACCUUUUUCGUGCUGGAGUUUUCGGGUACAUUAAAGAUGUUAUAGCAGCAGACGCUAAUAUUAUAAAAUACUAUUUUAUCAAUUCUCACUGGUUAGGUUGUGAAAUAUCUCCCUGUCAGUUUAGAUUAAUUACCUUGACACAUAAAAAUGAUAGUUCAGAGACAUUUUAUAACGUAAUGAGCUUUUGGCUUUCUUGCGUGAAUGUUUUAUGUUGGUGUGUUGUAAUAUCAAUAGAGCGUAGAUUUUACAAGAGAUAAUCAGUCUAACUUGAUUGAAUAAACACAACAAAGUCUGCCAUAUGGUUCUUCACUAUCGGAUAGGUGUACAAAAUACAUUGGCUCCACACGGCAUACUAUGCUAACAAAACAUGUUAUUCAAUGAAAUUUUUCCUCCAAUGAUUAUCAACAGUGCCAUGAAAAAUUAUUCGCUUAAAUUCUUACUUUUUUUCCCAGGUUUCUCCACUUUAAUGUAUUACAUCAUCAAACAAAUGUAAAUAGCAGACAAAAAUAAACAUAAAAUAAAUACGAAAUGUCAGAACGGGAUUCAUUUCCCAAACCAAGUGUUGGUUUUCUCCGGGCAUUUGAGUUCCCUCUCACAGCCCCAAAACAUGCAUUAAUUGGAGACUCUAAAUUGCCCCUGAGUGUGGUUGUGAGUGUGGAUGGUUGCUUGUCUCUAUGUACCCUGCAAUUGGCUGGCAACCAGUUCAGGGUGUACCCUGCCUCCUGCACGUCGACAGCUGGGAUAGGCUCCCGCACUCCCACAACCCUUGUGAGGAUAAGCGGCUAAGGAAAUGGAUGGAUGGAUGGCUGGAUUAAAUAAUGUUUUUUUAUUAAGGGGGAAAAAAAACUAUUCAGUAGUACCUGGCCCUGUGUGAAAAAGAUAAAAUUGCCCUUGUUCAAUCAUAAAUUAACUGUGGAUAUUGUUUUCUUUGAAAGCUUUCAUUUUCACUAAUCACACCCAAGCCUGAUUACCUGUGAAAUAUAUUUACAUCAUCCUUUAGUAAAACCUGUCUAACAAAAUAAAGUCAGCCAAAAUGUCUCAAAAAGCUGGAGUAAAAUGCCAUGAUCUAAAGAAGAAACAAAGUAUUUGAAAUCCGUCAGUCUGUAAAGCAUUGCAAAGCAAGUUUUGGGGCUCCAGCAAACCAUUGUCAGAGCCAUUAUCCACAAAUGGAGAAGACCCAGAACAGCAUGGUGGCGCAACUGGUUAGACCGUUGGCCUCACAUUUCUGAGGAACGGGAUUCAUUUCCCAAACCCGUGUGGGUUUUCUCCGGGCACUCUUGUUCCCUCUCAUAACUCAAAAACAUACAUUAAUUGGAAACUCUAGAUUGCCCCUUAGUGUGGUUGUGAGUGCGGAUGGUUGUCUCUAUGUGCCCUAUGAUUGAAAGCCAACCAGUUCAGGGUGUAUUUUUCUUGGUGCGAUAGUCUCCUUCCACGCACAUUUUUGUUUCACAUCCCUCCAAUGCCAGCUGGGCCAAUGUGGCCUUUAUUAAUAUUAUAUUUAUUAUCCUGAAAGGUGAGGCUUAAUCAGAAUUGCCCCAUUGGCUUAAGACAAAAAAAAACUUGGCCACAAGGUGUGUGCUGUAUAAGAAUUGAAUUCAGACCUCCAAGGUGAAACAAAUCAUAAUCAACCAAUCAAUUUCUGUACUACUUAACCUCACGAGGGUCAAAGGCAUGCUGGAGCCUAUCGCAGCUAACUGUGGGCGAGAGGUGGGGUACACCCUCAACUGGCCACCAGCCAACUGCAGGGCGCAUAUUAACAAACAACCGUUUGAACUCACAUUCACACCUAAGGGGAGUUUAGAAUCUGCAAUUAAUGCAUGUUUUGGAGAGGUGGGAGGAAACCAGAGUGCCCGGAGAAAGCCCACACAGGCAUGGGAGGACAUUAAAAACUCCACACAGGCCAGGAUGGAUUUUUACCCCUGUAAGGCCGAUAUGCUAACCACUCGAGCACUAUGGCGCCAAUCAAUCAAUCAAGCUAAGCACACAUUUUGAUGUUUGUCAUUUUCUGUUGUGAUGCACAACAAAACAACAUAUUCCGCAGGAAAUUUUAAAUGGACCUGCUACCUGUUUCAAAUAUGUAACAUGUAUUAGUUAAUGCUUCAUUUUGAGUGGAGCUUGCCUUUUACAAUAGUUUUCAGGAAAAAAAAGAUCAAUAUGACAAAGGUCAUAAGUGUGAACAAAAUAAGAUGGGAGGUUUCAGUUGAUUCAUUUGGGAACAGUAUCACCAUGACAAAGUGGAUAAUUGAAGUCCUCACAUAUGUCCCAGUAUUCAUUUGCAAUACGAUUUGCAGUACAAUUAAUGGGAUGAGUUCCAGAAAAAAGAACUAUUAAGGAAAUAUACAGCAGAUUUGAAGCAGGAAAUAAGAACCUCUUGACUGCCUUUUGGUGUAAGCCUUAGCACAGCAAUAAACAAGAGCAAAUUUGACCCAUUGCAGAUGUUUGUUAGCCUGUUGCCAGCACCAAUUGCCUCCACGCAGGGCUGGGGGCAAUGUGUGCACCCCAUGCAGGAUCUCAAGUGUUCAGAAAAGACAAACAAGGCACAGCAGUGCUCUGUCUGUGUGGGAAAGAAAAUAUCAAAUGAUGCAACAUCUAAUUGAUGGAACUGUGAAGACAAAGAAGCAACACCAAGACACACAGCAUUGACGUUCCAGAUCAUGGCAAAAUCUGUUUGUAUGCAGUCAUAAUAGAUACGAUGUGACUAUUAACUAUUAUUUUGGCCACCUUGCUUAUACUUUUAUUCCUUUGAAUACGCUUAAGUCUAACCUGUUAGAUUUGUUUUAAUUUUAUGUUGACAACAUGGCAGUAGCAUUUUAGGAGGGCUAGUUGUGUCCGUGUCCUAUAAGUACCGAGUUUAAUCAGCCGAAACAGGGUGCAGGUGUGUGCCGACUAAUUGGCUGACCACACCCAGCCUGGGGAGGAUGCCAGGGGCAUGACAGAUCCCAUGCAAUUAACACCAAGGAAACACGAGCAGCCCACGAACCUCUGGUUGAGAAACUGCACAACACACAGAGAGUGAAAUAUUGAAUGAUUUUCCUUUUUGAUAUAUACAUAUAAUUUUGAUGAAUAUUCUUUCCAGCAAACAAAAAACUCCAAAUUUGUCAUCUCUGUAAAUGAGUCUACAACUUAAAAAACAAUCAAGAA
This is a messenger RNA of Syngnathoides biaculeatus (alligator pipefish), 5311 nucleotides long. Its product is annotated as tapasin-related protein-like. The record is from RefSeq and is a predicted model, not a curated record. The transcript is spliced from 7 exons. NCBI's taxonomy places the organism in Eukaryota, Metazoa, Chordata, Actinopteri, Syngnathiformes, Syngnathidae. Bases 536 to 1693 code for a protein of 385 amino acids.